AAUUGGUUUAACUUUAGUUCUGUAGAGAAGUUCUUGCGAGAAUGUCUCUGAUUUUCAUCUUGUUUUGUACGUUUUUUCGCAUAAAAGCCGAAGGGGAAUUCUGUGAAAUAAACGCUUGUCAAGCUCUGUCUCGAAGCGAAAUGAAUUUAAGAGAAUUUUCCGAUAGUUUGGAAAACGAUGGACGCGACGAUCACCUAUCGAAAUUAGAGAGGAGAAUUAGGUCUUUAGAACAGCCCGUGUGGAAAAUUUCAACAGCAAACGAAAGGUGGAUAGAAUGCGGAGAAGGACCCUGUAAAUGUACACCGGAACUGAAAUCCGUGUCUUGUUGGCAGAAAAAGUUAUCUGCUAUACCAUCUGAGCAAGUUCUACCCGAGGAUGUUAUAACUUUGGAUUUGGGUAUAAACCAGUUGACGUCAUUACAUAGGAAUGUAUUUAGGUAUAUGACGUAUUUAAGUGAAUUAGAUUUAUUCGACAACAAGAUAGACCAUUUGCCUACUAAUAUAUUCGCAACAUUGAACAGUUUGAAGUAUCUUCGUUUACAUAAAAACCAAUUAGAAGAAUUGUAUCCGGAUUUACUGGUGCAUCAAAUGAAUUUACAAACGUUCGAUGCAUCCGAUAAUCUGUUGAAGAACCUUCCUUCUAACUUAUUUAGAGGAUGUCCUAAUUUGAUGUUACUUCAUUUGUCCAGAAAUCAAUUGAAGACUAUUCCGGAGAAUGUUUUUAAUAAAUUAGAAGCUUUGGAAGAUCUGGAUUUAAGUAAUAAUCUUUUGGAAACUGUUCCUAAAUUUGCUUUUGUUGAUUUGGGAUCAUUGAGAAGGCUCUAUUUGGCUGAAAAUAACAUCACUCUUCUACCAACAGGUGUAUUUGAUAAUUUGGUGAAUCUACAUGAAUUGAAUUUACGAAAAAACCAGAUUUCGUAUCUCUCUCCUAAUUUAUUGGAUAAAUUACGAAAUUUGAAGAUAUUACAAUUAACAAACAAUAAAAUUACACAAAUCGGUCGAAAUGAUUUCAUAAGAUUAAGCAACAUUCUAGAAUUACAUUUGGGGCAAAAUUACGUGAACGAUUUGCCGGAGAAUGCGUUUGUCGAAAAUAGAAAUAUGGAAAAGUUAUUUUUAUUUUCUAACAACUUGGAGGAAUUGAAAGAAAAAACGUUCAACGGACUGAUUAGCUUAACCUCUUUGUUGAUAAAUAAUAAUAUUUUGAAAAAUAUUAAUUCUAAAAUUUUUACGUACACCCCAAGUUUACAAAAGCUGCAUCUGGAUAGUAAUAAAUUUCAUUUUUUACCGUCAAAAUGUUUAGAUUACUUAUCUGAAUUAACCGCCAUUAAAUUGGCCAAAAACCCAUGGCAUUGCGACUGUAAUAUCUUGUAUUUAUCACUUUGGAUAAGUAACAACAAGGAUAAAUUAUGGGAUGCGCAGCCAACUUGCAGAGGUCCUGGGAAUUUAGGAGGAUUCCGUUUAGAAGACAUGACCUUCGAUGAACUCUGCGAAGGACAAUGGGCUAGUAUGUUGAAUCUUUCUCCACGUGUACCAGUUAAAAGUAAACCGAUCGAAGAAGACGAUAAAACAACUAAUGAAACAAUAAAUCAGUAGAAAUACAAAUUGUACAUUAUUCAAUAAAAUAUUGUUUGGGAUACA
Messenger RNA from Diorhabda sublineata, 1637 nucleotides. Its product is annotated as leucine-rich repeat-containing protein 15-like. The transcript has 8 exons. Gene Ontology annotation, cellular component: extracellular matrix. Gene Ontology annotation, molecular function: protein binding. The record is from RefSeq and is a predicted model, not a curated record. NCBI's taxonomy places the organism in Eukaryota, Metazoa, Arthropoda, Insecta, Coleoptera, Chrysomelidae. The coding region runs from base 42 to 1592 and encodes 516 amino acids.